AUGCCCAAUAGCGCUUUUUACAAUUGUUUUCACAGUAGGUGGUACAAAAACGUGAGUUUGUUUCAAAUUCCAGUUCCUCGUAAUUCAGACAGCGAAUUUACUUUUCAUCGUAAGGAAGAAGCACGAAACGGUUGGAUUAACGCGAUAUUACGAACGAGACAGUUGGAUGCGAACUUGAAGACACAGAUCGAAAACAACAACAUACAUAUUUGUGAGAGUCAUUUUAAAGAGGAGUACAUUGAAAACUUUUCCGAAAGGAAGUCCCUCCAAACUGGUUCAAUUCCAACAGAAAAUCUCCCCGUCAAAAGCUUCGAUCAUCUUAGCACAAGCUUCACUAGUGCGCCGAGAAAAGAACCAGCUCCAAGGCAUGUUUCUCAAGAAACUACAAUUAUAUAUGCCUCUCUUGAUAAGUUCGAUGCAUAUUUGAAAAAAGCUGGAAG
Molecule: messenger RNA, 440 nt
Organism: Paramuricea clavata
Lineage: Eukaryota; Metazoa; Cnidaria; Anthozoa; Malacalcyonacea; Plexauridae
Source: the annotation of a GenBank genome assembly